Molecule: messenger RNA, 654 nt
Organism: Sphenostylis stenocarpa
Lineage: Eukaryota; Viridiplantae; Streptophyta; Magnoliopsida; Fabales; Fabaceae
Source: the annotation of a GenBank genome assembly
AUGCCCAGGCUAGGAACUGCUGUUAUUCAUAGUUUCAUAGUAGGGUGCUGUUCCCUUUCCCGAAAGAAAGAGAAAGAUCCCGAGAAAAAGGAAGUAGGCUUCGGUUCAAUCUGGGAUCGAACUAUCCUCUUUUCUUUGGCUGUGUCAAGCCAGUUCUCUGAUCCGAGGGGGACUCUUGUGAAGGCUUCUUUGUUUCGGACAAGAGUGUCCAGCACGCAAGGGGAAAUAGAAUGCCCAAGGAAGAUUAGCAUGGGCAGAAGUGAGAUUUUAUUGGAUUCCAUUCUUGAGCCACUCACGAAGUCCAUGGUUAGGCUUGUUCAGAUCAGAGGGGCGGCCAAAAAGAAUUUAGUAGCUUUAGGGCUGGUUAUGAGGACAUGGUCGUGUCAGACUGACGAGUUGGCCAUGGAGGAUGCGGCCUGUCAGGAAGAUCGGCUUUGGUGCUCGAUUGCUUAUAAGGCGAAUUUGGAGCUUGUGUUCGCUUCAAAGGAUCAAGACGAGAUUCGGUUUCUCGGAAGGACCAACAAGCAAGGACUGUUGGCCAGGAUGUGUAAAGGGCGCCGGUGCGUGAGACUGUUGCAGAAGUCUUUGGCUUUGUGCUUGGACACGGUACAAAGAUAUGGCUCGAUGAUCCGUGAUAGACUCCAGGCUAGCUAA